AUAAUCAAUUUUUAACCUUUGAUUUAAAUCCUUUUAUCAUCCUGAUUCAAUAUAAGUAAAACUUUAUCUAAAAAAUAUUGAAUGGAGUAGUUUUUCACUUGACAAACAGCCACUGCUUUGGAGUGCAGUGUAGAUCUACCUCCUCGUGGUGCACUCUGGACAACGUCUAGUACGGCAAAAUGAUCUACAAAUGUGUCACACAUUUGAGUUUAUAAUUCAGCAAUUUUUUCUUUUGAUGCAUUCAAAUUUUUUUUUCAAUCAUAGCUCUAUAAAUAUUUCUAUGUCAAUAAUGCAUUGUGAGCAGUAAAGGAACAUCUAAGGAUAGUUUUUGAUAAAAUGAUCAGAUGCUCAUCUUCUACUAUCACCUGAUCUUACUGUUUUAUGAAUUAGAACUUAAAUAUGCUGAUGAUUUAAUCACCAAAAGGGAAUAAAGAAGCCCAAAACAAAAUACCAAUGAAAAACUGUAUUUUGAAUUUAUAUACAUUUCUUUUUUUAUAUAUUCAUUUUCUUUGUUAAUUUUCCGAAUUUUCACUAUGAAAUUUAAGCGCUUUUAACCGUUUCUCACUAACCGUUUUCUCACUCUUUAAUUAUUUACUGUAUUCUAUUUGUGGGACUCAAAUGUUAUGUUUUCAUUCAAAUUCAUGUCAAAUAAAUUCUAUUUUUAUAUUUCAUUAGAAUGAUUAUAUUUUGGAGAAUUUAAUUCCCUUAGUUAAUUUUUGAACAUACUGUGAUUUAUUCACUCUUAAGUAUUUUUAGAACAUUAUGCUCUAUCUUAAGUUUAUUUUUUACAUAACGCUUGCAUUGAAUAAAUCAAACAGAAAAAGAAUUAUUUGUUAUGCAGAAAAUCAGUCAAGCUCCUAUUUCAUGCCCUGAGGGAUAAUAGUUGUGAAUGAGUCUUUCCCCCCUUUUUUUACAGUGAAGGCAAAAACAAAUAUUUUCUUAUAGCAUCAUCAUCGAAAUCACGACAACCCAGGAAUUCAAUUUUUUCUUCUGCAUGACAAUGGUCCUCAAGUUUUUUAAUGUUUAUUAUAUCUUUUUAUUUUUAUCAUGUAAUUUUUAUCUAAAGCUCUAUAUUUUUCAAUAAUUUCAAGGAAGAAAGUUAGUAUUUCUUCAUGUAUUAUUCUUAUAAUUUAUAUUCUUUUAUUUUGUAUUUUCUUUUAAUUUACUCUCAAAUUUCAUUGAAUCUAAUUAUGUCUAUUGAUUUAUAUGUAAGUUUUUCAAGGCAUUGUAAAAAAAUUUUUUUGCAGGGUUAUCUGUGAUCAUCUUUUUCAUCAGUAAUUUGUUUAUUCUUUAAAUUAAAUUUAUUUAAAGUUAAGCCUGCUUCGAUUCUAACAGUUGAUAAAUUUACAUAGAGUAACAAAUUAAUGGUUACAGUAAAGUAUGAUAGACCAUGGCAAAACAAACAAUUUAUGCCAUAUGAUGUUGGGUAAGAUAGUGAAAGGGGAACUGUGAGAGUAUGCCUGCUUGGUGAAAAUGAAGAAUACAAUAAAGACAAAAUAUAAACAAUCCUUAUUAUUAAAAGUUUUUCAAAAAGUGUUUACAUGAACAAAUACUAAUUGCAAUACAAUCUUUAUAUUGGUCGAAAAUAACUGUCGAAACUUUAAUCGUAACAAUAACUGUCAAAAGUUUAAUCGUAACACUAUGGAUUUACGAAGCAAAAUUUUUUACUUCACAAAAGUACCACUGGAAUCAAAAGAUUCAAGAGGCGAAGAAACACGCCCAUCCUGGAUUUUUCCUUUGUUCGCGAGGCAAUAUCUAUGUAGUUUUACUUCCCACGGCAUGCCCUUUACUUUCCAACACUGCAUUGUUAGGCAUUGAAGUUGUUUGUUUCCGCUAGUUCUUCAAGCUUUACAGCAGGGAUCAUUUGUUUUUUACAUCUUGCAUUACUUCAGUAACUCAUUAUUUUUUAGCUGUUGCUUUUGGGAACUGAGAAGUUGAUGAUUUUAAUUCAUUCUUUUAUCUCUGAGUCAUUAGUUAAAUUAUUGCUGAAUUACAUUUUAGUAAUAUCUGUAUUCAGAUGAGCAAGAAAAAUGUUUUUGUUAAAUUUAAGCAUAUAAAACUCUUUGCAGGUGCUUUCUCACAUUCUGCACAAAUUUGGAAACCGGCAGUAAGGCGAUUUCAUUUAUGUCCUUUUUGUAACUAUUCAACGAUGAAGAAGAGUCAUUUACGGGAUCAUAUAUUUACUCAUACUGGAGAACGUCCAUUUACUUGUGAAGUGUGCGGUAAAAGUUUUACUCAGAAAUCAAGCUUGAAAACUCAUUCUAUAGUACACAAUAAACAUAUCACAAGUUAUAAGACUAAAUAUUCUAAAAGUGAAUCUCUAACUUUUAAUACUUCUGCAAUAUUUCAUGCUCCAACUACUCCAUAUUUUGUCUGUCGAAUUUGUGAAUAUUGCACCACAGUUAAAACUAAUUACAAUAGGCACAUGUUAGUUCAUACAGGUGAACGUCCACAUGUAUUUAUAUUUUUUAAAAAAAAUUUCUUUUUCAUUCUAGGAUACAAAAUUGUAAACUCUAAAAUUUCUUCAAUAUCAUUUCUAAAACCUCGCCGGACCACUACGCAUCAGUGUUCAACGUGUGGAUUUUCCACCACUUAUAAACAUGCUUUUAAGCGGCAUAUGUAUCUUCAUACUGGUGAGCGUCCAUAUGUUUGUAAUGUUUGUGGCAAAGGCUAUACAGAAAAAGCUGAUUUAAAAAGGCAUUUUUUGACUCAUUCAGGGAAACGUCCAUUUGAGUGUUCUGUGUGUGGUAAACGUUUCAAUCAAAAGUCACAUUUGAAGUCACAUUUAUUCAUAAUUCACGCUUCUAAACAAUUAAAAUAAUGCAUCAAGGCUCAUUUGUGUGUUAUUGUUAAGAGUUGUAAGAUUCCAAGAUGUGUUUACAUAAUUAUUUAUGUGGAUGUGUAUACAAAGAAUGAAUUUAGAAUAUUUGUAUUAAAAUUUUUGGUGUUU
Messenger RNA from Parasteatoda tepidariorum (common house spider), 2950 nucleotides. NCBI's taxonomy places the organism in Eukaryota, Metazoa, Arthropoda, Arachnida, Araneae, Theridiidae. The record is from RefSeq and is a predicted model, not a curated record.